AUGCACUACGGACAGCAUAUGAAACAAGAAGAGAUACAAAGGAUUUUGCGACCGGACACUAUCGUAUCUUGUCAGAUUCUAUCAUGGCUACACUCAGAGAACGUCUCUUCCAACGACAUUCAGAUUAAUGGUAACUGGGUCUCUUUCAAAGCGCCUGUUUCUCAAGCAGAGCAUAUGUUGAAGACAGAAUACUUUCACUACCAUCACCACACAGCGAAUAGCACGGUUCUCCGAACACUUGGCUACUCCUUGCCGAAUGAUAUACAUCCUCACGUUCAAUUGAUUCAACCAACAACGCGAUUUGGCAAUUUCAAUCCACUGAGCGCCUUACCGAUCGAUCAACCAAUUAUCGCCACACUAGAGGAUCUAAAGGCAGAGUGCGGAACAGUCAUCCGACCAGACUGCCUCAGAGAGCUGUAUGGUCUCAAUGAUCAUACAGCAACACCUUCUCCAUGGAAUCGAUUGGGUAUCUCGGGAUUUUUGAACCAAUAUGCCCGUCACAGUGAUUUCAAUCACUUCAGAAACAGGUUCCUGACAGGUGAGAUGGAGGAUGAUUUCACAGUGGUCACCAUUAAUAGCGGAAUCAAUGAUGAGAAAUCCCCUCAAAUGGCCACCGAGGCAAGUCUGGAUAUUCAGUACGCUGUUGCUAUGGCACACGGUACAUUGACGACUUUUUACAGCACGGGUGGUCGGGGUCCUCUUGUACCUGAUGCAGACCAGCCGGAUGCUAGUAACUCAGGAAACGAGCCUUUCCUAGAACAGCUGCACUAUCUCAUCGAUCUACCAGGUGACCAGCUCCCAGCGGUUCUUUCGACUUCAUACGGAGAAUCUGAGCAGAGUGUGCCUCCAUCAUACGCACGUGCAGUAUGUAGUCUCUUUGCCCAACUUGGCGCCCGAGGCGUGUCGGUUAUCUUCAGCAGUGGGGACUCCGGAGUGGGAAGUUCAUGCCAGAGCAAUGAUGGAUCCAAGAAAAUCAAAUUCAUUCCAGGGUUUCCAGCAUCUUGUCCAUUCGUUACCUCGGUCGGUGGAACAUCCGGGAUUAACCCAGAAGGAGCCGCUGGUUUCUCAGGGGGUGGAUUCUCCGAUUUGUUCCCUCGACCCGCAUACCAGGAUCAAGCAGUACAAGGCUAUUUUGAACGCUUAGACAACGAUCAAUGGAAGGGGCUGUAUAAUCCGAAGGGCCGAGGAAUCCCAGAUGUCGCAGCUCAGGCCAAGAACUUUCUCAUUCGCGACCAUAAGACAUGGUUCAAAAUAAGCGGAACCAGCGCUGCGGGACCAGUAUUCGCAGGCAUUGUGUCUCAGUUGAAUUCACUCCGUCUUGCGCAAGGAAAGCCUCGGAUGGGUUUCCUCAAUCCAUGGUUGUAUGCUAUCGGUAAGGCUGGGCUCACGGACAUUACAAAUGGAGGAUCCCGAGGGUGUUACGGGUUAAGCCAGACGGGAAUAAGUGUUCCUUAUGUUCCCUAUGCAAGCUGGAAUGCUACGGAAGGAUGGGAUCCUGUCAGUGGAUUGGGAACGCCCUUCUUCCAAACCUUAGCCGAGCUGGUCCUUUCCUCAGAUUCAUAUUGA
Molecule: messenger RNA, 1566 nt
Organism: Penicillium atrosanguineum
Lineage: Eukaryota; Fungi; Ascomycota; Eurotiomycetes; Eurotiales; Aspergillaceae
Product: S53 family peptidase
Exons: 2
Coding region: 1-1566 (521 amino acids)
Biological process (GO): proteolysis
Molecular function (GO): serine-type endopeptidase activity; tripeptidyl-peptidase activity
Source: RefSeq, a predicted model, not a curated record